Messenger RNA from Necator americanus (New World hookworm), 744 nucleotides. RefSeq lists its product as uncharacterized. The transcript is spliced from 4 exons. Lineage: Eukaryota; Metazoa; Nematoda; Chromadorea; Rhabditida; Ancylostomatidae. The record is from RefSeq and is a predicted model, not a curated record. Bases 1 to 744 code for a protein of 247 amino acids.
AUGAGAAGAGCAUCUAUCACCUCGGACGUAGCCUCUGACAAGUAUUCAUUAGAAGAUGGCUCAGACGAUUCUAAGUCAGUUGAGGAAUAUGGCCGACGUCUUAGCUGUUCGUGGCUGCCUUGUUGUAUGAAUGAAGAGGAGACAGAAGCAUUUGGUCAUUAUGUUUCCAUUUUUAUGGUCGCUUUGGUUGCAUUCGCCACUUUUUUCUGUGUAACUCUCAUCCUCGUUCUUGUCUUUCUGCUCGGAGAGAGAAAUCUCAGGAUUAUCAUAAACUGGGAUCUCUUCGCUACGCUAGCCGGCUUUUGGGAAGAUUCCGCAAUGGACAACAUCGACGAGGAAUAUGACCGGCUCGUUGAACACCUUCACGACUGUGAGAAGAAGGCUGAGAGUUCUAAAACCACCAAGAGACGUCUGUCUCUUGAAACUCUUGAGCUGACACGCCAGCAUGGAGCAGCACGAGCGGCAGGGAACCAAGAACUCAAGUCCGAGCUCGCAAGGUUUUGCAGCGAGGUGAUAAAGGAAGGCCUUAAAAAGAGAAGAGCAGAAGUGCUGGCAGAAGCUGCAGAGGCGGAGAAAAGCGUCCGCUAUGCCCGUCGAGACUUCGCCAGUCGCAAAACGAGGAUGACUGCUCUCCGGAACCCAACAGGAAUGGCCAUUGCAUCGAGAAGGGGGAUGCAAAAAAUCAUCUACGACUUCUACUCUGAUCUCUUCGACAGCCAUGCCACUUGCCUCCUCACCAUCUGA